Molecule: messenger RNA, 1810 nt
Organism: Olea europaea var. sylvestris
Lineage: Eukaryota; Viridiplantae; Streptophyta; Magnoliopsida; Lamiales; Oleaceae
Product: transcription factor CYCLOIDEA-like
Exons: 2
Coding region: 356-1465 (369 amino acids)
Biological process (GO): regulation of secondary shoot formation
Cellular component (GO): nucleus
Molecular function (GO): sequence-specific DNA binding; DNA-binding transcription factor activity
Source: RefSeq, a predicted model, not a curated record
AGAGAUGGGCAGUAGAAAUUAUGCAAGGCCCUUUGUGUCGCCAAUAAUUCAUCUUGCUUUAACCUCUAUAUCUUCUUCCAUGCCUGUCUUUCUCAAAGAGCCAUUUCUUGCUUAUUCAAGGUGAAAUUAUUCUCUCUCUCUCUUACAAAAAUAUACAAACACAUGGGAUUGUGAAAGAAAAGAAAAGAAAAGAAAUAUCAAGAUUAGGUAAAUUAUCAGUCUCUCUCAAGCCCUAAUUAUUUGUUGCAGAGGGCCAAAAGGAUAAGCAUGUACGAAUAGUCUCUUGGUGCACCUGUCUUCCUCAAGCCCUAGUCAAUUUCUUUAGCAUAGCUCAGGACAAAGGCAUUUCUUUCAGAUGUAUCCCUCUAACAGCAAUAGCAAUUUCAACUCUAUAUCUUGCAUCGACCAUGUGAUUUCCCAACCUUAUUUUGUCGAUAAUGACGUAAACUCCAAUUCUAAAGACUACCAUUCAUUCUCUUCGUUUUUCGAUUUUCCUAAUUCUCCUUGUAUGCACUAUGAAUACGAAGCUGUUAGUCGCCAAUAUUAUGACCUUUUCCAUGAGCACAACUCAAUGACAACCGAUGAAAAUGCUCUUCCUGCCGAGAUUAAUGCAACUAACAUGGCUUUUUCAAGUACAACUGCUGCCACGGACGUACUGAAAGAAGACUGUAACAGUAAAAUUGAGCAGCAGAUCCCUAGAAAGAGAACUUCCAAGAGAGAUCGACACAGCAAAAUCAACACUGCUCAUGGCCCUAGAGACCGAAGAAUGAGACUGUCCCUUGAUGUCGCCCGAAAGUUUUUCGGCUUGCAAGACAUGUUAGGAUAUGACAAGGCCAGUAAAACCGUGGAUUGGCUUCUCAAAAACUCAAGGUCUGCCAUUAGAGAGCUGAUUCAAGGUCCUUGUGUAUAUAAACAAUCCUGCAGUGUAUCCUCUACCUCUGAAUGCGAAGUCAUGUCAGGAAUCAAUGAUCAGUCAGCUACUUAUGAAAACAAGUCCACAAUCAACCAAAAAAGUGAGCUAGACAAACCUUCUUGUGCAAAAGAGAAGAGGAAGAAGAGUAAAGUAGCGCGUAUGACUGUUGCAAAGGAAUCAAGAAGAAAGGCUAGAGAGAGGGCAAGAGCAAGGGCAACAGAAAAAAGAAGCCUUCGUGAAAGUGAACCAAAAACAGUGAAUAAUCGUAGUUCGAUCCUGUUAAAGACUUGUCCAUUUGAAACUGGUGAAGAACCAGGUACCAGAAGUUCAAACAUGAACCCUUCAUAUGAAAUGCUGGCUAAGGUUGAGUUGAGCUCUAAAGGAGCACAAAUCUUAGGGGCUAGAAACGAAGACAAUUGGAACACAUCUACAAUCUUCAAUUAUCAGCACGGUGCUGGCGCUGCAAAUCCCGGCCACCAACCUCCAUUCACAGACUUCCUGUUUUGUACCAAACCAUGGGACGCCUACAGCAGUUUUAAUCUGUCUGGAUAAGUCUUCUACAUUUUCCAUCAUUUGGUAACAUUAGAUGGAUGUCCUUUUCUUAUUCUUGUUCAUAAAUGUGAAUUGUGAAAUAAUUUUGGUUUUAUCUAGUGUGAAAAUUCCGCCGUGAAAUUACUACUUUUUGCUUCAUUUCUAAAAUAUGAUUGGUUAAGACUUGGAAUUGAAGGAUAGACCUUGGGAAACAAAAUUGGGUGUGCUAAGAUUCUAUUUUAAAAAGUCAAUCUUUUUAAGAAAAAUUGCUAAAUCCUUGUACUUAUUUCUUCUUUUUUCGAUGUGAAGUUCAAAUUAAUGCUAUUGCAAAAUGAUGACUCAUUUAAGAGCGUCGAUCUUGAAAUC